Acanthopagrus latus (yellowfin seabream) is the source of this 3601-nucleotide messenger RNA. It is a transcript of the gene tdrd5, whose product is annotated as tudor domain containing 5. Lineage: Eukaryota; Metazoa; Chordata; Actinopteri; Spariformes; Sparidae. The record is from RefSeq and is a predicted model, not a curated record. The coding region runs from base 344 to 3028 and encodes 894 amino acids. The transcript has 18 exons. Gene Ontology annotation, biological process: spermatogenesis.
CUCUGUUCCUCUCCACCUGGCAGAGAUCGUCUUGUCGAUCUGCUUGUAAUAAACGAUCUUUGUUGGCGUUGCUGCCACGGUAACGUCACUGUCAGAGUCAGAGGAGUUAACUCCUUAUUAUUGUUAUUUUAAGUUAGCUAGAAACCCAACUCCGUAUAAACUGACAGCUUGCGUUCUGUAUGUCUCAGCUGUGUAUGAGUCGAGGUUUGGUAGAAUACAAGUUUUUCUUUGUUGAAGCUGUUUUCACAGUUGCGCUGUGCCCCAGCAACGUGCUCGCUGGUCAUCUAGCCUCAGGUGGAGGUCACUGAAUCCCCGGACAUCGAGGGAGGAUGCAGAGAAGAUAAUGACGACAACAAUGUAUGUUUUGUCCCAUACUGUUGUCCAGAUAUCAGCAGGUCAGAUGAACCAGGAAGAGGUUUUGUCAAAGCUGAAGAAGGAUGUUCGUUCUUUGCUCAUCUCUUCUAAGCUGGGCUUGGAGCCUGACCAGCUCAGGCGGGACUAUGUGGACAUGUUGGGGCAUCCCAUGCCCCUGAAACACCUGGGCUUCAGGAACAUCAUGGAUAUGGUGAAGGAGAUGCCUGACGUGGUGUCUAUUAACUUCAGAACAGAUGGCACCAUAUUCUUAAAGGCCGUUAGUCACGAGACCACCCGAAGCAUUGAGGAGCUAGUUGCUAAUCAGCGCCUGUCUAAGGCCGACAAGAGGGUCAAGAGUCAAGGUGUCAGCUACUUCUCUCCCCGCUACCAUUACCAGCCGCCCUCUUUGGUCCUUCCCAGAAGAGGUCGUCCUCCUGUGGCUAUCCCUGCCCAGCUGAGGGCACAACUUCGUGUGCUGCUCGCCCAGGGUCCUCUGCGGUUGUCUGAACUGGAGUCCUCUUUCCUGCGCUGCUUUGGCCACCCACUGCGUGUUCACGACUACGGCUUCUACUCCACUGGAGAGAUGCUGCAGACAGCGGCGGACCUGGUCCUCAUCAAGCAAACCAGGCUGGGCUCAGUUGUGUCUCUGAGGGAACAUAUGCUGCCCAGGCAGCUGAUCAGGCCGUUCAGCUUACCAAAGAAGGCUGGACCUAUAAAGCCAGUCUUGCCGAGACCUGACCAGGCAGUGUCUAAAGUGCCAGAUACCACAGCUCAGAAACCAACAGUGCCCCCAGCUGAAGACAAAUCUACUGUUGACCCUGCCCAAAAUGAGUCAACAACUGUCUGUAAGAAACUAGAGAUGUCUGAGAAGAACCAGGAAGGGGAACAAGAGCUCUGCCAGGAAGGUCAGCUCUUUCAGAAACGCGUCCUUAAGCUGGAGGAGGAGCUUCGCCAGCAAAUUUUAGAGAAUGGAAUCGCUGGCAGCAUCAGUCAGGAGCUGAAGGACAAAGUACGAAAGGUUGUAGGUCAGACCAGCGGUGGAUUAUUGGUGCGUGAUCUGCCUGCCGAGUACAAGAGGCUUUUUGGCGAGGACUUGCCACUGCGACAGAGUGGCUUUUUCAGUGUCCAUGAAUUGGUCAGCGCCAUGAGUGACACCAUCCACCUGAAACCUGCAGGGCAUGACAGUGGACAACACUGGAUAGUCACAGACAUACAGGACAGUGACAUUACGCAAUCAGAUUCAAAGGAAACUGAAAGUUUUGAUGAAGGCUACUGCUUCAGGUAUGGAGAGUCUCCUUGGGAAGGCAAAGUGGAAGGAGAUGACUGUGAGGAAGUCACAACAGAUGACAAGAAUAAGGAGCUAGUGACAAGUAACAAAUCCAAGACCCAGGAAAUGCUCUACCCCGCCAUUCAGGUGCAUUGCAGCUCUGCAGUGCCCCUGGACGCCCUGCAGAGUCAACGUCUCAAACAGCCAACACGCCACGGUGCCCGAGAGCUGGUAGAAGUCCUGGUGGAGCAGGUGGAGUCCCCUGGACAUUUCCACAUCCGCUUCAGCGAGAGUGAGGAGGCCCGUGCUAUGGAGGACAUGAUGAUUGAGAUGAGACGAUGCUACACCUGUCCUGAGGUGUCAGAGCGCUACCGUCUCCCUGAGCGGUUUGUCCGACGUGGUCAGGCCUGCUGUGUGUCGCCCAAAGGAAUGUGGUUCUACCGGGUGAUCAUCCAUCAGAUCAUCAGCCCCACACAGGUCGAGGUGUACUACGUCGAUUUUGGCGACAUAACCGUGGUACAGAGCACCAACCUCAAGUUCCUCAAGUCAUGUUAUUCGGCUCUUCCUGCGCAAGCUGUUCCAGCAUCACUCGCUGGAAUUAAACCCAUCACUGGCAGCUGGAGUGCUGAGGCAACGUCUUCUUUCCAGAAGCUGUGUGCCGGCCGCACCCUGGUGGGCGCUUUGGAUUGCUACAUCGGAGAUGUCCUUCAGAUCUUCCUCUGUGAUACACACACUGAAAACGACAUCUACAUCCACUCAGUCCUACUGAGCCAGGGCCUCGGGACAGCCUGCAGCCCCACAGCCAGUGCAGCACUUUGUGUCAACGUCAGGCCAGUGAGUCUCUACCUGGGGAAGGGAAUGGUUGACCUGCCAGAGGUAGAAGAAGAGGCCACUUCCUCCCCCAAGCCAGCAGACACCAUUGAACAGUCCAUGUCAACUUCACCGAAGGUUGAAGAAGAACUGCCUGCCCUGGAGUUUAUUGAGGACAUUGAUGUCAUCUGUCACAUCCAGAGUAGGGAUCCCAGCCUGUUCGAUGGGCAGUUACAUAACCAAACCCUCAGUACUGAAUCAGGCUGGGCUGUGACCAACAAAUCACCUCCCACCAACCAUUCCAGUCCCACCUCCAGCCCUCUCGCACACCCAGAUGUGAUCCAGACACCAGCUCCCUGUAAAGCUGAGCUUAACACCUCCAGCACGACUCCACAAACCCCAUCCAGCGUUAAUUUCAGCUCCUGCUGUCCAACACCAGAGGGGGAGUGGAUCCGGCCCAUGGCCUCUACCCCAUUGUUGGUCAAGCCACCUCCAAUCCUGAGGACCCUGAGCCCUCACACCCCUGAAGUGGGCAAGGGUGGACCGCUCCAUCUGCGAAACUCUGGCAUCCUGUUUCCUCUGUUUGGGGCGAGGUAGGUCAUGCCCCCCACAUCCAGCCCAAACCAAACUCCAACUCAUCCACCUGAAUGAGUCAAAACACAAACAAAGCAAUAAUCAUUCCAUGAUAACUACACAGCUCAUAAAAGAUCUUGACAUUCUUCAGUGAAACUAGAUUGAGUGGAAAGUAGUCAAAGCAUUUUUAUUAGAAGUUAUUUGUCAUGUCAUUUAUAUUGUAGUUGAAUUGUAUGUUGAGCUCUGAUUGUUAGUUUGAUAUCAGUGUAAAUGUUGCACUUUCCCAACUGUUUAGUGUUGUUAGACAGAAAAAAAGAACUUACAGGAAAUUGGUGGCCGUCUUUUUUUAAUGUAAAUAAUUUUUGUUUAAAAAAAAAAAUGAUUACAGGGUGUGUUUUAAUCAUUUUUCUAUUUUCUCAGAAGCCAUCAGGAUGUUGUGUGUUGUGUGGUUUAAUUCCCUACAGAUAUUCAUAAUGUGGUUUUGAAAAGAGUUAAAACAUUUCAAAAUGCUGUUAACAACACAUAAAUGAACAUUAUUGAAAAAUGUCAUGACAAAUGUAAUUUUAUUUUGGAAAAUAAAUUUUAUUUGAUAGAACA